Molecule: messenger RNA, 2624 nt
Organism: Blepharisma stoltei
Lineage: Eukaryota; Ciliophora; Heterotrichea; Heterotrichida; Blepharismidae
Source: the annotation of a GenBank genome assembly
AUGGACUCUGAUAGUGAAGACAUCUUAGAAUCCGCUCAGCGAAAGGCGAAACAAAAGUUCUUGAGAGAAGAAGUCAUAGAACUGAACUACGACCCAAAAUUAUUCACAGAUUUCUGUGAAUCCCAAAAAGGCUCUGAUAUUGACUUAUGGACCUUUGAAGAAAUCCAAGAAUGCGUAAAAGAGUUUAAACUAAAAUUUCGACCCGGAGAAACAGCUGAAGAAUAUGAAGAAAAAGUAAAAAAAGAAAAAGAAUUAGAAAGAAGACUAUACGAAAUCCCACCAAAAAAGGUCCAAAAAGCAGUAGAAGAAUAUAAGCAGCAAGAAGAGGCCAAAGCAAUAAUGGAGACUAAAGCAGAGUCCUUAAUAUCUCCAGGAACAGACCCUAAUGGAGACGUUUUCUUUGUUCAUACAGAAACUGCAGAAGUAAAUGAGCUGAUGACUUUCAAGGAUAUAAAGCUUGAAAUUUCUGAGCCUGUGAUUGUGCAGGGUGGGCUGUUUGGGUCGAAUUAUGUGAUGUAUAAUAUUGUGACUUCUCCGUUAGGAUGGAAUGUUAGAAGAAGGUAUAAGCAAUUUGAGUGGCUUAGAGAAGUCCUCGCACAUGAAUUUCCAGGAUAUGUAGCAGCCUGCAGAUUAUGCACUUUCUAUAUAUAGUGCAUACCCCUAUAUAGAUUUCUUUGUCGAACAAAACAUGAUGAACGGUUGAAAGAUCAAGACUGACUCUAACAAAGGGACGAGCUGGAUCUCUAUACCAGAAAGAGUUACAAAGUGACAUAUCAAAAAACUGUUGAUAAGAGUGAGCAAAGUUGACAAGCAAACGUGCCAAUUUAAAAUGGCUUUAUUAUAAAAUUAAUUUUUAUGUUUUAGUAAACAUUUUAGACUAGUACUGAUAAAUAUCUUACCUACAUUUUCUCUCCCUGGAAAAAUUAGGCUCAAGCAAAUAAAUUAGGUUAAACUAAAUAUGCAUAAUUGUUAUAAAAAAGGCAUUCUUUUUUAGAAGCUUCUAGCAAUAUUUCUAUAUUUAUACUAAAGUCAUUUACAUGUGAGCCCAUCAUUUUAUUAAAAAUUAGAUAUUUGAAUCAAAAUAUUAUUACGCCCUUUUGAUGCAUAGUUCGUAAAGAGUUUUUUAAUAAUAAGCCAUUUUUAUUUUAACUAUAGGUAAUUUCAUAUUCGACUUUAAGAACUCCAUGAUUAAGAAUCCUACGAAGCUGCAAAAUUAGCGAAUUAAACCUAUUACUUCUUGAUAUAAUUGAAAUAUAUGAUACAAAAAAUUGCUCAGGAGUUUUGAUGCACAAUUCUUGAAGAGUUUAUAAUUUUUAAAAAUUAAGACAUAUCAUUUAACUUUUAAAAGAAAUACAUUUUUGGUCUUUCUUACUUCAUAAGUGACUUCUCCAACUGUAUUUUUUAUGAGCACUUAUUAAUAUAAAUAUUUAUAGGUCUUAACUUUUUAUAAUUAUAAUGCACUUUAAAUUUAAACUUACUUCUAGGUUUCAACUUAAAUUCUAUAAUAAGAUAUUUAUCAACGCCAGUUUAAUGGUUUCUAAAAUUGGCGCGUUUGCUUAUUAACUUUGCUCACACUUGUCAACCAUUUUUUGAAUGCCACUUUAUUACUCUUUCUGGUAUAGAGAUCUUGCUCAUCCCUUUAAUAGAGUCAUUCUUGGUUUUUACUUUCUAAUAAAUUUUGUUCACAAAAGAAAUCUAUAUAGGUGCAUGAGCUAUAUAUAUUUAUUAAUAAUAUAAAACCAAUCAAAUUAGUAUACUAUAUCCCUCCUCUUCCAGAUAAAAAAGCCCAUGGCAACACAGAAGACAUGACCAUCCUCAAGCGGCAAAGGUUUCUUCAGCGCUACAUGAAUUCUCUGAUUUCUAACCCUGUUUUCCGAUCCUCGCCUUCUUUUGUGCUCUUUCUAAAAGAGAGUUCUACAAAGGAGUUCAAAUCAAGCAAAGACCACAACAAAAAAACCAAGCGCAACACAGUCGACCAAUUUGUCAGCUUAAAAGGUGAAGUAAAUUGUGAUGUCAGAGACCAUACCCUCAAAAUUAACGCCGUUAACCAAUAUCUGAAUACAGGUGAAAUCAUUAAAAAGAAGCUAAAGCGGCAAUCAGAAGAAAUAAUUGAGGAUUUAAUAAAGCUUUCCAAGACUAUUGCAAGCUACGCAGAAACUGUGAGGCAAGCUGCCGAUUUCCAAGAUUUAUUAGAUUUCAAUGUAGGGCACAAAGAACUAUAUAAAAAUAUCAAUGACGCUCUAUUAGAAUGGUCCAACUGAGAAGCAAACAAAGCGAACUUUAUCUCAGACUAUUUUAACAUGUUCUUCAAAUUUGGAUAUAUGGAACUAGGGACAUUAAAAGAAAUCAUCAAAGAAAGAGACGCUGCUCUGGCAAAUUUCAAAAAAACAGGAGGAGGAGACAGUGACAAAAGGAAAAAAGCACGAGAAUGAUAUGGGUUUUAUAACCACCAAAGCGUAAGCGAAGUAGAAAGAGUAAUUUUGAAUAGCAGAAAUGUCACUUGCGAGCAUAUUUCUGAGAUGGCUAGCAACCAAAUAGACAGUGCACUUAAACUCAAAGGAAUCUGGGAAAAUUUACUGUCAAGCACUUUGACAAUAAGUGAUAGAUACAGCUUCUUUGGAUAA